This is a messenger RNA of Neoarius graeffei (lesser salmon catfish), 2683 nucleotides long. It is a transcript of the gene sf1, whose product is annotated as splicing factor 1. The record is from RefSeq and is a predicted model, not a curated record. Gene Ontology annotation, molecular function: zinc ion binding; mRNA binding. Gene Ontology annotation, cellular component: nucleus. Gene Ontology annotation, biological process: regulation of mRNA splicing, via spliceosome. The transcript is spliced from 12 exons. Bases 172 to 2214 code for a protein of 680 amino acids. NCBI's taxonomy places the organism in Eukaryota, Metazoa, Chordata, Actinopteri, Siluriformes, Ariidae.
CGUUCUUUGUCCAUCUCAACGGCGCCAUUUUGGCCUAGCAUACGGUGACACAAGAAGGUUGGGCAGUGUUUACUGUGGUCCGGUUUAUGUUGGUGAACACGUUCGGUUUGUGAUAGAUAGUUUUAAGUCGAAGAAACUCGACGGACUAGAGGAAGAUUAAUACACCAGGAAAUGGCAACGGGAGCAAACGCAACCCCGCUGGGGAAGCUGCACCCGAGUAUCGGCGCUAAGCGGGGCUUCGACUCGGGGCCCGGUGCUGGCUUAAUGCCUCCGCCUGGGCCUCCGGCCUCUUUCCCGCUACAAAACUUUCAACAGAUGCCGGGUGCGGCUUUCCCAGGAUUUCCCGGGGCUGCUGGUUCAUUUCCAAACCCACCCAUUACUGGACCGCAGUCUCAAGGCGGAGAUAUGAGUCUGAAGAAGAGGAAAAGGAGUCGCUGGAGCAGCGAGACCCCUGAUCAGAAGACCAUUAUCCCAGGAAUGCCGACCAUCAUCCCUCCUGGGCUUAGUCGUGAACAGGAGAGAGCUUAUAUAGCUUUGAGCCCACAACGACGAUGUGAUGUGAGAACGGCUCUCUCCAGGGCCUGCCAUACAGUCAGUGUGCGGCCACCAUCUUGCCUCCCCCACCAACAAUCAACGGAGUUGAAGGUUUAUCAGUCUCUUUGCAAGUCUCCUUCUCCUGAGCCGCUAUAUAACAGCGAGGGAAAGAGGUUGAACACACGCGAGUACCGCACCCGCAAAAAAUUGGAAGAGGAGAGACAUUCGCUCAUCACUGAGAUGGUUGGGCUGAACCCUGAGUUUAAGCCCCCUGCAGACUAUAAGCCUCCAGCCACCAGAGUCAGUGAUAAAGUGAUGAUCCCACAGGACGAGUAUCCAGAAAUUAAUUUUGUUGGACUUCUCAUUGGGCCACGUGGCAACACGCUGAAGAACAUUGAGAAAGAGUGCUGUGCUAAGAUCAUGAUCCGUGGGAAGGGUUCUGUUAAAGAGGGCAAAGUGGGUCGUAAGGAUGGACAGAUGCUCCCAGGAGAGGACGAGCCUCUACAUGCUUUGGUCACUGCAAACACCAUGGAGAAUGUCAAGAAGGCUGUCGAGCAGAUCCGUAAUAUCCUGAAGCAGGGUAUUGAGACCCCAGAGGAUCAGAAUGACCUGAGGAAGAUGCAGCUGAGGGAGCUGGCCCGACUCAAUGGCACUCUGAGAGAGGACGAUAACAGGAUUCUGCGCCCUUGGCAAAAUACUGAGCCACGUAGCAUUACCAACAAUACCCUGUGCACAAAGUGUGGAGGAGCUGGGCAUAUCGCCUCUGACUGCAAGUUUACUAGUACUUAUACCCAGAGGCAAGGUGAUCCUCCCCAGUCAGCUCAGGAUAAGGCCCGUAUGGAUAAAGAGUAUCUGUCUCUAAUGGCCGAGCUGGGAGAGGCUCCAGUUCCUGCUUCCGGUGGUGCCCCCAACAACCCCCCACCCAGUGGCCCUCGAGCAACUGGACCAAGCACCAACCAACCACCUCCAAACCGUCCUCCGUGGAUGAAUUCUGGCCCUUCUGAUAACAGGAACUUCCAUGGCAUGCAUGGUGGCCCAGGUGGUCAUGGAGGUCCCCAUAGUUUCCCCCCUCCCAUGCCCAAUAUGGGUGGGCCACCCAUGCCUCCCAACCCUAAUGGAAUGCCUCCACCGUGGAUGCAGCCACCCCCUCCACCCAUGGGCCAGGGCCCGGCUCCUCAUGGACACCCGAUGGGUUUGUUGCCUCCACCUAUGGGUAUGAUGCCGCCGCCUCCACCUCCACCAAACAACCAGCCACCCCCGCCCCCAUCCGGACCUCUGCCACCUUGGCAACAGCAGGCCCCACCCCCGCCACCUACCAGCAGCAUGGCAACCAGUGCACCACUGCCAUGGCAACAGAACACCACUACCACUUCCACCCCAGCUACGGGUAACCUCCCUCCAUGGCAGCAACCCCAGCCAGCAGCAACCUCUGCUGCCCAACCCCCUCCACCGAUGGGAAACCCCUCCAUGGUGCCCCCUCCUCCAGGAGUUCAACCCCCACUGCCCCCUGGUGCCCCCCCUCCUCCCCCUCCCCCACCUCCAGGCUCAGCUGGAAUGAUGUAUGCACCCCCUCCACCUCCUCCACCCAUGGACCCCAACUUUGUUACCAUGAUGGGAAUCCCAGGAAUGCCUCCAUUUGGGAUGCCACCUGCCCCACCUCCCCCACCACCCCAAAAUUAAACACACCCACACCCAGUCAACCACAUGGUCAAAGCUGGAGGACAUGACUUUGUUCUACCUGAUGUAUGUUAAUGCAGGAGGAAAAAGGCAGGCAUGGUUGAAAUAUGUAAAUUUGCUUAACUUAAUUUGUUUCUGAUUUUAAAAUUGUAGUAUCUGGUCAGUUGAUAGAUGGUGUUCCUUUUUGGUUUUAUUUUGUUCUUUUUUUUGAUGUGCAGGGAAUAGUAUAUUUGCAGGGCCUUAAUUUCAUUGGUUGGCCCAAAUUUCAGUGCGAAAUGACAUUCCAGGUCAGUUAUUCUGUUGCAUCCAAUUUUUUUUUUUUUUUUUAAUUUGUUAGAAAAUUAAUGGUUUCCUCUUGAAUUGAAAAGUAUUGCAUCCAAAAGCUUUUGUUAAUUCGUAUCCUUAAAAAAAAGAUUUUGUUAAUGUCGUCUGAAUAUUUUUGUAACUUCAGCUAAAUAAAAGUUGAAACGGC